Molecule: messenger RNA, 1434 nt
Organism: Caenorhabditis remanei
Lineage: Eukaryota; Metazoa; Nematoda; Chromadorea; Rhabditida; Rhabditidae
Exons: 5
Coding region: 1-1434 (477 amino acids)
Biological process (GO): nuclear envelope organization
Cellular component (GO): meiotic nuclear membrane microtubule tethering complex; nuclear envelope
Molecular function (GO): protein-membrane adaptor activity
Source: RefSeq, a predicted model, not a curated record
AUGGCACUGAGACGUCCCGUCUCGCCGCAACUCUCGAAUCGUUCGAGUCCGCCGGUCACACGAUCUGUUUCACGCAAUGGAUCACGUCAACCGUUCGAAACUUCGACACCGCUUACACGUCGAAGUCUUCAGCCAGGGAUGCAUAUUGAUACAAUCGAGAGAGUUUUCGAAUCGGCAGAUGAUACGGAUGUCGAUUUAAACUCAUCAAAAUUCAUAUAUAGAGAACAUUUCACUGUCACAGAGAGAACAUCGAUUCAAAAAGAAUUGUGGUACGAUUGGCUGGUUUACCAUAUUCGAAUGAUCAGACGUCAUUUGCUUCCGGAGUUCAAAACAGUACGCGAGACAAUGAUGGUACUUCUGCUACUUUUGAUGAUCACCAAAUAUGCCCGUGACUGCUACAGCGAAGAAAUGCCCAAAUCAUUUGAACAACACCAACCGGCGGACUACAGUUCUGAGUGGAUAGCAGAAAUUCAGAAAAUUGAGAAAUCGAUUUCAAGUCUCCAAGCAAAAAUAGACUCAACAGAGAGUAAUUUGCAUCAACUGGAGAAUCACUUGAAUCAGUUCGACCUUAAAACGGAUCAGUUGAUAAAUCAGCUAAAUGAUGAUAAUGGAUGGAAAGAAUCGGUGAUGGAGGAACUCAAGAGAAUUAAAGUUUGGCAGACCGAAAGUGAUCUGUCAAUGCAUUCUUUGAAAAAGGAAGUUGAGGAAAAGAAUUGCGAUAAAGUAAUAGCCGCCGAAGAGGAGAAAAAACCUGCCGAACCAACACCAUCGUUUCCAUCAGAUAUCCAAGUUCAUUCGUCACAAACUUCUCGUCGCCCUCAUGUUGGUAUCAACGUUGCAAACAGUCUGAUCGGUGCAUCAAUUGAUAAUUCUUGUUCUUCACGCCCAGUUUCCGCCAAAGAUGGGAUCUUUUAUGACGUCAUGUCAUAUUUCGGUUCUUUUAAAGAGGGCUACGUUCUUCUCGAUCGUGAUGUUCUCUCGCCUGGGGAAGCGUGGUGCACAAACGACGACCGUCCGACGUUGACUAUCAAAUUGGCUAGACAUAUCGUGCCGACUUCUGUCUCUUAUCAGCAUGUUCGAUGGAGUGGGAUCGUUCCAAAUCAUGCACCAAAAGUCUAUGAUUUGGUGGCUUGCAUGGAUUCGUGUUGUAUCCGUUCGGAGCCACUUGUUACGGAUUGUGAAUACAAAUCUUCAAAUGACGAACACGAUGAACAAGAACAGUUUUGCUCGAUUCCAAGUAAUCCGAAUCUCUCGUCAGUCAACCACGUGCAAUUCCGUUUCCGUGAAAACCACGGUAAUAUGAAAAAGACGUGCGCAUAUCUUGUUCGCGUCUACGGAGACUUGGCGAAUCCACCAAAUGCACAAACACCGGAUAAUGCAACAGCUUCACUUCUUGAGGAAACUGUAGCGGAUUCAAUGUCGGAAAGCGUUUAA